Messenger RNA from Dreissena polymorpha, 2958 nucleotides. Its product is annotated as cilia- and flagella-associated protein 221-like. Bases 152 to 2911 code for a protein of 919 amino acids. The record is from RefSeq and is a predicted model, not a curated record. Gene Ontology annotation, cellular component: cilium. Gene Ontology annotation, biological process: cilium assembly; cilium movement. Lineage: Eukaryota; Metazoa; Mollusca; Bivalvia; Myida; Dreissenidae. The transcript is spliced from 22 exons.
CAUGUUUACCUUCAAAAUUCGGUAAACAAUAUGGCGGCUCACCUGAAGUGAAUUUAAUGAUUCGCACAGAAUGUGAAAAAUUAACAUGCCUUGAAUUUGUUUUUAUGAAUAAUGUUAAAUGAUAUUGUUGUUUGAGGACUAACACUACAAAAUGCCUGCUGUUGACACAAUAUCCAGGGGUCCAAUAGGCCAUCAAGGCCGGAUGGACAAUUCUGGACUGCUUGUUGAAACGAUGCAGUAUGAAGAACCCAGAAAAUCACAGCAUGUCCCUAACCAUUUAUUGGAAACAAAAAUCUACACAAAGAUUGCCCAGAAUUCCAUGGUUAUGGCUAAGCCAUCUGUGAUACACUUCGGAGGAUUUGAAGUGGACAAAAAACAAACUAUAGGGCUCAGCAUUGUAAAUGUUUCAACAGAAGUGAUAAGAAUGCAUAUAGUUCCACCACAGACAAAGUAUUUCUACAUAAAAUAUACAAAGAAUGAGCGGCUAGUUCCUGGAUUGACUCUUGAAUGUACUUUGGAAUUUACACCGGACGAAUGGAGAUAUUACUACGACUGCAUUAGAAUAAACUGCCCGGGAGAAGAGAACUUGGUGAUUCCUAUCCAUGCCUACCCUGUGAUGAGCACAAAGGACUUCCCUCAGCUCUUCAACUUUCCACCUGUACCAGUAGGGCACAAAAUGACCAAGGUGUUUCCCCUGCGCUGUGAGGCCCCCAUAGAUUUUGAGUAUCAGUUGACGUACCUUCAACCACAUCAAGCAUUCUCUGUCCAUCCCAUGACUGGUAUAAUUCCAGCCAAUGGUGAGACGGAGGUGUCAGUCACAUUUUCCCCGAUUGAGUUUCACACGGCGUACAUGAGGGUGCAGCUGGUCAUAUCCCAGUUCAACUCCAGCCCAAUUGUGUGCACCUUUACUGGGACUUCUCUGCCAGGACUUCUCAAGGCUGAGACCCUGAAAGGCUACACGUUCAUGCUGGAGGAGGCAGAUGGGUCUACUGAGUCCCUGCUUGACCCGCGCAGCAUCACCCCCAUGGAACGGGCGAGAAAAAAGAAGAAAAAAGUCACACUUCCCGAGCCCACUAAUGUGAAGACGGAGAUUGAGUACCAAGGAUUAAAGUUCUCCACCCAGCUGGACACACCCUAUGCAGUGGCACAAGUGCUGAAUCAGGAGCCCGGGAAAAUGAGGGCUAAGGACCUUAGAGAAGUGGUUGUUACAAAAGAUUCGAAACCAAAAGUUGCAACAAGACAGAUGAAGGAAGCAAAAUUUGAGCAUGCAGUAAGACAGAAUGUGUACGAAGAGCGACAGAAUCAGCUGCGAUGGCAGUCCAAACUGGGCGACGAACAGAUGACAACAGAGCAACGAGCAAAAGUCUUGUCAGAGAGGAACAAGUCAUGGAAUAUUUAUAAGUACAAGCGGUGUGGGGAGCCAAUAGAAGAUGAGGAAUACGUGCGACAGUGUACGCAUUGUACAUUCAAACGCACGCUGCGUGACAAAAACUGCCUCGGGGCUGAAGAUGCGCAGUUUGACAAAUAUACGAACGAUAUGUGGCAUGUGCGGCAUAAGAACCUGAGCAGAUUUGCUCAAGCUGCAAGAAAGGUGAUCAUCCGUAGGCGUGCUGAAGAUAAAUUGCAGGGUUUGAAAAAAAUGGUGGACGAGUGGAAGCAGAAACAAGUAGCUUCUGAAUCUCUCACAGAUUUUGUCGACCGUAUCACUGAAGUGACAGCCGAACAAAAGGAUAAAAUCUCUGAAGAUCAGAAGAAAGAACUCAAGCCUGUACGCCUCGAGCUUAGCGCUGACAAAAUCAAACGUCUCCAGUUCCCGACUUACGUUCCACCGAAUGUCAAAGACGACAUGGCCCCGGAUGCCCUGGGCUCAGUCCCAUUUAAACCCACUGAGGUUGUUGUGAAGAGGAAGGUGCCCUACUUUGCCCUAAAGGUGCCACUCCAGUACAAGCUAAAUAGUUACAAGGCUGUUGAUGUACAAGACUCUGCCAGUGGAUAUGUACCGCUAAAAAUGUCAAAACCACUCCGAACUGGUGCAGAGGAUGAAGUCAUCAUCUUACCCUCACCGGUCUUUGUCAAGGAACGGUCUGCAGUACAUGUGGAUGCCAGAAAAACCAGUAUGGUCCUGCUUAAAGAAGGGGCCUCCACUCUGCAAGAGGCCAAACCAAUCCAGGCCCCAGUUAUAUCCCUUACACCACCACAGGCCCUUUUCCAGCCCAUGGAGUAUCCACCAUUGCACAUAUUUAACCCAGCCCCUGGCCUGCAAGUGUUCCAGGCCCCUGUCCCCUAUGCUGAGACAGACCCAGACUUUCACCUGUGUCCCCUGCCUCGCUAUACCCGGCGGGACCAUGCCACCAACGUUCAUGCUGCCACUCAGCGACGAUACCUCGAUAGGGAGGAUGUUGUUCGAGGGAUAAUGACGUGGAAGAAGUUCCCCUCCCAGGGACUCACGUCUCUCAGCAACACACCUACCCUAACAAAUGUGUGGGUGCCGAGGUGGGAUGAUCCUUUCGGUAGUGACCUUCUGCCCCUGGAAGGGCCGGCCCCUCUUGAAACCCUUCCAUCAGAGGAUGCAGAAACCAUACUGGAUGUAGAGGAUGAGGAUGAGGAGGGCAGGUCGACCUCACGUAUGGCUGUGAAUCUCACCCCAGAGAUGGUGAACGCCCAGUUUGUGUUGAUAGACCCUUCAACGCCCACAGACGAGAAAGUGCCAGCUGACGCCUUCCCCCAUGGCAACAGGAUGCCAGCCACUAACAUCCCUGUGUCUGCACAUGGGCCAGUGGCCAGAGAGAACAGAGAGGCGGAGCUUGAAUAUUUCAUGACAAAGAAGUACAACAAACUGGGAGCCAAGAUUGAAUCUAGGAACCAAACUCUCAACCAUUUCCUCACGAAUAAAAACCUCCAGUUGAAAUAAACAUUUUGGACUUAAAAUUGAAAAAUAUACAAAUAUUCAGAAAAUCA